UCGACUAGUUGAAUGUGCAACUUUUAGGUGGGCAGUUGCACUUGCACGUGCAUGUAGGAUACUCAACAGAAAACGUCCUGGAAGUCUGGAGGCGCGUCUUCUGUGGCAUCCAGAUUACUCCCAUCUGGUGCAAACCCGGUGCGCGCCGCUGCUGCCUCUUAUUCCAGGACUAAUUUCAGUCAGCGCUUUGAACCCCGAGCGCACUGCGCUGUGGCGGAGUGUAAGUGAGUGCGUUAAGUUCGAACUAGGAGCCUGAAUACGGUUUAUAUUUUAACAACGCCAAAUACAACAAAGUAUUUUGGCCAUUUCUGUUCAGCAAGAGGACUUAGAAGUAGGAUCGCACCAUGGAUACGGUCGGCGACUCUAUCGGAGAAAGUAAGCCGGUGUGCCAGUGUACCCCCAAGUCCCGGAGCCAGCGAUGGGUGCCAGGUUUCCCCAUCGCUCUGUGCUUGCUGAUGUCGAUGAGCUCCAUCACCGUGUGUCUUCUGAUGAGCUUGAAGACCUAUCAGCUGGAGAACCGACUGCAGAUGGAGUUGGACAAGGCGUCUAUCUUCCAACACCCGAAAAGGGCGUUCGUAAACGAGGAUGGGACCCUACUGUCAGAGUUGAGCACCCCAAUAGGAAAGCUCGUGGAAGAGAAAGUGGUGGCUCUGACGCCAAAAGUGCGGCCAGCGAGGGAUGUUGGCCAAGAGUGCUCCUGUCCUCCAGGGCCUCCAGGAAAACGUGGAAGGAUGGGAAGAAGAGGGGAACCUGGGCUUCCUGGUCCACUUGGCUUAGAUGGCAAACCAGGUCCACCAGGUCUGAAGGGCAGCCAGGGACCAUCCGGACCCAAGGGAGAAAAGGGUGACCAAGGAGACAUUGGGCCAAGGAUGGUUUUCCCCAGAACUGACCACGGCUUUCUCUCUCGAGAGCCGACCAACAGCUUUCAGAGACUCUUUCUGAAGGGUGAUCAGGGUCAGGCUGGACCUGCUGGUCCUCCCGGUCCCCCAGGUCCUCCAGGUCCCCGUGGCCCCCCUGGGAACACUGGAAAAGAUGGACCUCGUGGUCUUCCCGGAGAGCCAGGUUUUCCUGGUCGCGAUGGAGCUGAGGGGCCACAGGGACUGCCUGGGAGGCCGGGAGAAGAUGGGCAGCCUGGUUAUCCACAACAGGGUGUCCCGGGGCAAAAGGGCGAGCCUGGGAAUGCAGUAAAAGGAGAGCGAGGCAUGGAUGGACUUCCAGGAUUAAAGGGUGACAAAGGAGAAAGAGGAGAGCAAGGACUACAGGGAGCCAUGGGUUUUCCUGGUGAGAAGGGCACCCCGGGUGCUUCAGACAUCAUCGACUUCAAUGGGAAGCUUCUAGAUGCUUUGCAGGGGCCACCUGGACCGCCAGGACCUCCAGGACCUGCAGGGGAAAAGGGUGAGCUCGGGUUACCUGGACCAGCAGGAGUUGACGGGGAGAAGGGACUCAAAGGUGACAUGGGUGAGACAGGACCUCCCGGCAUGAGAGGAGAGAAAGGCGAGAUGGGUCUCUCUGGGCCUACUGGUAUGGAUGGACAGAAAGGAGAAAAAGGCGACUGCAGACUAGAUGACAACUUGGUUCAGAUGAUUUCCCAGCCAGGCCCACCUGGCCCACCAGGCCCACCGGGAAUACCUGGGCACCCUGGAUCCAUGGGGCUGCAUGGAAUGCCUGGUCCUAAGGGUGAACCAGGAGUGGGGAUAAAGGGAGAGAAGGGAGACAGUGGUCCUCCUGGAUCCAGAGGAUCAGAUGGCCUCCAAGGUCCACCUGGGUCUCCGGGCUUAGUGGGCCUUCCUGGUGCCAAGGGAGAGAAAGGAAGACUAGGAGAGCCUGGACUUGAUGGUUUCCCAGGCCUGAGGGGAGAAAAAGGUGAUCGAGGCGAAAAAGGAGACAAGGGUGACAGAGGAACAGUAGGGAAGAGAGGUCUAAAGGGCCAGAAGGGUGAACAAGGUCCUCCGGGUCUGGACCAGCCUUGUCCUGUGGGGUGCGAUGAGUCUAAAGAGCAGUCUGUGAAGGCAGCGGUUUCUUCUCCUGCAACUCCUCCUCUUCCUCCUUCUGGCCCUGAGGGCCCCUGUCCUCUGGGACGUGACGGGCUACCCAUACCGGGCUGCUGGCACAAGGAGGAAAUGGCAAGGCAGAAGCUCAAACGCAAGCGUCUCUCUCAGCCCUGAAACGGUGCGGGGCCCGGUUGGAGUAAGGACACGUAGACACGCAGAAAUCACAAGGGGCUGAUUUGCUUUUUGCAGCAGAGCCGGCCAUGUAAUGCCCCUGUGUCAAACCGAACUCUCACAUCCUCCGACAUGGAAUCUCUCCAAGAGGACGCAAACUCUGCGUUUCCACAUUCACCUCAGAGGGAAAGAUGAACCUGCUUCUGAUGUUUUGUAAAGGCUUGAGGUUUUGUGAGAGUCAAUGAUGUCACUGGCACAUAAGGAAGGAUUUUCUGUGCAGAUAGUUUGAACAUGUUAUGGUGAUCUCUUAAAUUAAUCUUAAGUCAGUAAGUAAGUUUUCACUAAUGCAUGAUCAUAACAGUUUUGUAUAACAUGCUAUCAGCUUGUAUGACUUGUGGUCCCUCAUUGAAACCUCAAAGUGCAUUGAUUUUUACAUACAAUAAGCAUUUUUUAAAUGAACAAGCCACUCAGAAAUGUUAGUCCACUUUUUUACGGCUGACGUUUAUGAUGACUUGUGCCGUUUUGUUUUAUUAUGGUAUAUUUUUACCUAUCGCCAGUUUCAUUUUUGCAUUCCUGUGCAUUACCAUGAUUGUGAGAUGACUAGGUAGUGAAACUUUAAGGUCAGAUUUGAAGGAACCAUUAACAGUAUUCAUGAUAAACCAGUGUUUCAGUUGCUUGACAAAUGUUUGCCAAUCUUGAUGCGUUUUGACUGAUUGUUAUAGUUUAGUCACAGAAAGAAAGGAAAAGAUGUUUAAUUACUGCUGCCAGUCUUUCCUGGACAACAGUAGAAGUCCUUGCUGCUGACUUAAAUGUUUGUUGUUUGUUAGAUAGCUUUGAAUCAAUAUUAGUCAUGGAAUGCAGGACUAACGCUCUAAAGAAGAAACCUUUAAUCAAACAUGCACACAGCAGUUGUUUUGGCGGUAGUUUCUUUUUCAUUCAGCAACAUCUCAGCACAGUGGUUCUAAAGUCUUUGCAGUCAGAUGACUUCAACUAGUUUGUUGUGGUUUUUGUAAUACAUUUUCCUCAGACUUACUCAUUUAUUGGUGCUUAAAUACUUUUGUGUACUGUUCAAAUAAAACACAGACACGCACAAAAACUGUAAAACAAAUGGUGAAAUGGUAAUCUGUGUUGGCUUGGACACUAUACACAGGACUGAUAAUGCAUAGGAUCAAUAUAUGCAAACAUAUACGUAUUAAUGGAAAGUGAUGUUAAGUUGUCUACGCAUUGAUAUUUGUAAUGCAGUAUUACUAUUACUCGGUAAUGAUCUUUUUGAAAGGCAAAAUACAUUUUCAGGUUAAUCAUUUUUGGCAAUCUACAGGUUACACUGGUUAGUUGUCUUCAGUACUAUUAACCCAUCACCACAGAGGCUGCUAAACAUUUUCAACUAAUGCUGUAAUAUUUCAAAUGGAUUUUAUAUUACAACAGUACAUUAGUAAUGCUGACUUUCUUGUAAUUAUAAAUAUCUUAAUGUCCUAUAACCAGGCUCACGUUAUGUUCGAGUAUGGUUUAGGCUGCAGAUCCAGUAAUUAACAAAUUUAUUAGACUACCUGUCAUUAAAAAUCAUAAAUAUUUUAGA
Pundamilia nyererei is the source of this 3738-nucleotide messenger RNA. RefSeq names its product collagen type XXIII alpha 1 chain a (gene col23a1a). Bases 345 to 2165 code for a protein of 606 amino acids. Lineage: Eukaryota; Metazoa; Chordata; Actinopteri; Cichliformes; Cichlidae. The record is from RefSeq and is a predicted model, not a curated record. The transcript has 30 exons.